Messenger RNA from Caenorhabditis sp. 36 PRJEB53466, 439 nucleotides. The record is from the annotation of a GenBank genome assembly. Lineage: Eukaryota; Metazoa; Nematoda; Chromadorea; Rhabditida; Rhabditidae.
AUGCAAGCCGUUUCCGUAUUCGUUCCGUUCCCAACAGUCAUUGUGACCCUUGUUUGUCGGCUGCUCAUUCUCCGGGUUCUCAACAAAUUCUACAUUUCGAGCCAUUCGAAGCAGAUUCAGAGGUCUAUUGCAAACGUAAUCGCAUUGCUCUUACAAAAAAACAAUAUUGAUGAUUCAGGUGCUCCUUGUGCAAGCUCUCGCUCCAAUAUGGACUUCUCUCUCCAGUUUUCUCUACCUCGCAACCAUGGUGGUGGACGGAGGGUCGUGCCCGCUUUGCGAGAACCUUCCUCUCCUGCCAUUGGUGUUCUUCACCGUCGUCAACUCCGUCUGCACUCUGCUCUUCAUCCCUCCCUACCGAAAAGUGGUACACAUGUGGUUCAAUUACAAACAAGGACCAACGAAAGUCAUUCCGACGAUAACCGUUCAGGCAUUUUUCUAA